CUGUGCAGCUGGUGCUUUGCUGUGUUUCACCAGGAGAGGGUAGAGUUUGGAAAGGACUCCUGGCAGCCCAGGCUCCCUAUUGUGCUGGGAAACAGCGACGGGAAAACAAGCACAAGUUUCUCCUCUGCCUGUUUGCACCGACUGACUAUGUGCGAGAGUCGGCAGAUGAACUCUGGAAGACCUUAAAGUAAACAGAAAACGGAAAGAGAAACAAAAUUCCAAAGCAGCUUUCUAGGGAGAUCUGAGGAGCCGAAGGUUGGAGCCGCGGCGUUCCCGCGGGCUCACCCCGCCGACUGUGUCCGAGAACUGUCACUCACUGCUCCUUAACCAGAGCUCGGGAUUCAUCCCUCUGCCGGGGCUUGAAGCUGUGAAUAGAUAUCACUUGUAGAGACAGAAUGGGACCUGAAAAGACUCUCGAGCACUGAACAGAGUGCUUGUUGCAUUCCUCACCAGGCUUUCCCGACCGCAGGUUUCUAUCAGUAACCUUUCCCACCAAGACUCCAGGUCAGUUUGGUGACAUUUGUAACAGGGCUGGCUCAGUGCUGAUCUGCUUUCAUGUCAGACUGAAACCACAAAGCUGUGAAACCAAACAACGGGCUAAAAAUCAACCAAAAUCCAAUACAGUUAUAAAAUGGCAGGUGACUCUAGGUUUCCAGAUGUGGACACUGAUGGAUCGGAAAAAAGUGAAGAAAUGGAGAUUGUAGUCAAUGUCGGUGGGGUAAGGCAGGUGUUCUAUGGAGAUAGCCUGAAUCAGUACCCAGAAACACGGCUGGCAGAGCUGGUCAAUUGUUUAUCGGGGGGAUACGAUAGCAUAUUCUCCCUCUGUGACGACUAUGAUCCUGGGAAGAGAGAGUUUUACUUUGACAGAGAUCCAGAUGCUUUCAAAUGCAUUGUUGACGUGUACUACUUCGGGGAAAUUCACAUGAAGAAAGGAAUAUGCCCCAUAUGUUUCAAGAAUGAAAUGGAAUUUUGGAAAGUGGAUCUGAAAUUUUUGGAUGACUGCUGCAAAGCCCAUCUAAGUGAAAAAAAGGAGGAACUAGAAGAAAUAGCCCGAAGGGUGCAACUUAUUCUGGAUGACUUGGGAAUAGAUGCCUCAGAAAGUCGCUGGAAAAGGUGCCAAAAAUGCAUCUGGAAAUUUCUGGAGAAGCCAGAAUCAUCCUAUCCAGCUAGAGUGAUUGCUGUACUGUCCUUUCUGUUUAUUUUGAUCUCCUCUGUCGUGAUGUGUGUGGGGACUAUCCCAGACUUGCAGGUGGUAGAUGCAGAGGGGAACCGUAUGGAGCACCCGACCCUGGAGAGCAUCGAGACCGCCUGCAUAGGCUGGUUUACCAUGGAGUAUGUGCUGAGGCUGAUCUCCUCCCCCAACAAACUCCACUUUGCCCUUUCUUUCAUGAACAUUGUUGAUGUGCUAGCAAUACUUCCUUUCUACGUCAGCCUGACCUUGACCCACCUGGGAGCCAAGCUGAUGGAGCUGAGCAAUGUCCAGCAGGCUGUCCAGGCACUGCGCAUCAUGAGGAUCGCAAGGAUUUUCAAGCUUGCACGCCAUUCCUCAGGGCUCCAGACCCUAACCUAUGCCCUGAAACGCAGCUUUAAGGAGCUUGGGCUGCUCCUCAUGUACUUAGCUGUUGGAAUCUUUGUCUUUUCUGCCCUAGGUUAUACCAUGGAACAGAGUCACCCCGAAACUUUAUUUAAAAGCAUCCCUCAGUCAUUUUGGUGGGCAAUCAUUACCAUGACCACAGUUGGAUAUGGAGAUAUUUACCCUAAAACAACAUUAGGAAAGCUGAAUGCUGCCAUCAGUUUUCUUUGUGGAGUGAUAGCGAUAGCCCUCCCCAUCCAUCCCAUCAUUAACAACUUUGUCAGGUAUUACAACAAACAGAGAGUUUUAGAAACAGCUGCCAAACAUGAACUGGAGCUGAUGGAACUAAACUCUGCUGAGGGGAAAACCGCAGGCUCCAGAAGUGAACUAGAGGAUCUUUCACGGGAAGGCAAAGAGGGUCCUUUUUAUAGCAGCCGGAUAAAAGUCUCCCACAGUGACACCUUUAUUCAUCUCCUGUCAGAAGAGAAACACUAUAGGACCAGGCUUCAAAGCUGCAAAUAAACUGUGAGCUGUUGUCAGUGCUAAGCUACACAUCGGGACAACCUGACAAUCAACUAUGGAAGGGACUCGCAGAUCUGUCAGAGUUGGGAGGGAGCACUGCUUUGCUUUUCCAACAUGAAUAUAAAUUAACCCCGUGGCUUCUCCAUCAACAGUUGGUAAGACAUUACCGUUAUUAACCCAAAAUAACACAGUAGGACUCCACUGAGAUCAGACUGCUUAUAUUGAGUGUGUUCUGACAAAAAACAUUUGUAACCAUUUCAGAGACUCAGAAGUCCUCCCUGAUCCAUAAAUGUUCAAUGACCUGAAUGUGCAGCAUUGCCACAUCAGAACUUUGUAUCUGUGACAAUAAAGAGCAGCAUCACACAGAUUGUGUCUUCCAGGCUCUCUUCAAUGCCUUUGCAGCUAGGGGAACUGCUCCUUAAAAAAAUUAAAAUAGCCUCUCACUUGUAUUAGAUUCAGGCUUACAGCAAAAUGUAACAAGCAGUUUGAGCUUAGAGAUACUGAAAGUAUCAGCAUAUACUGUGUGCAGAAUAUUAGAGUGAAUAAAUGGCUUUGUUUUGUAAAAUGUA
Molecule: messenger RNA, 2664 nt
Organism: Catharus ustulatus (Swainson's thrush)
Lineage: Eukaryota; Metazoa; Chordata; Aves; Passeriformes; Turdidae
Gene: KCNF1
Product: potassium voltage-gated channel modifier subfamily F member 1
Exons: 2
Coding region: 632-2095 (487 amino acids)
Biological process (GO): protein homooligomerization; potassium ion transmembrane transport
Cellular component (GO): voltage-gated potassium channel complex; membrane
Molecular function (GO): voltage-gated potassium channel activity
Source: RefSeq, a predicted model, not a curated record